UGACUUGAAAAACAUUAGAUCUCUUACAUUAACAGCCCAUGUCACUGUAAUAGGGACUAGAGCCGGGCUGUUGUUCAGUUUUCUAUUAUUUUAGCUUUGAAAUAACUGUUAGUGCUGCUCCAAAAUCUCCGUGUUUAAAAUUGUAUAUUGGCUGUCCCCCCAGGACUCGUAAGUAAACAAGAAUUCCUCAGAGAGAGAAGACUGUAAUAAUGGCGAACCCCCUAGGAAGAUAAUACCAGAGAAGAAUUCACUUAGACAGCCACUAUGGCAGCCCUGAACUCCAUCCUCUGACAUCUCAAGCCAAUAGACUGUGGCUUUCUAAUUGAAUUUUAGUCACCCUGCACCAAGUGGACCGACUUAUAACAGCUGUGCCAGACUCUGCUUAAACCAAGAAACAGUAUGUCUAGCAAGCACUGCGAUGAAGACUGAAAAUUGUGUGGCCAAAACAAAACUUGCCAAUGGCACUUCCAGUAUGAUUGUGCCCAAGCAACGGAAACUCUCAGCAAGCUAUGAAAAAGAAAAGGAACUGUGUGUCAAAUAUUUUGAGCAGUGGUCAGAGUCCGAUCAAGUGGAAUUUGUGGAACAUCUUAUAUCCCAAAUGUGUCAUUACCAACAUGGGCACAUAAACUCGUAUCUGAAACCUAUGCUGCAGAGGGAUUUCAUAACUGCUCUGCCAGCUCGGGGUUUGGAUCACAUUGCUGAGAACAUUCUGUCAUACCUGGAUGCCAAAUCACUAUGUGCUGCUGAACUUGUGUGCAAGGAAUGGUACCGAGUGACAUCUGAUGGCAUGUUAUGGAAAAAGCUCAUUGAGAGAAUGGUCAGGACAGAUUCUCUGUGGAGAGGCCUGGCAGAGCGAAGAGGGUGGGGACAGUAUUUAUUCAAAAACAGACCUCCCGAUGGGAAUGCUCCUCCCAACUCUUUCUAUAGAGCACUUUAUCCUAAAAUUAUACAAGACAUUGAGACAAUAGAAUCUAAUUGGAGAUGUGGAAGACAUAGUUUACAGAGAAUCCACUGCCGAAGUGAAACCAGCAAAGGUGUUUACUGUUUACAGUAUGAUGAUCAGAAGAUAGUAAGCGGCCUUCGAGAUAACACAAUCAAGAUCUGGGAUAAAAGCACAUUGGAAUGCAGGCGAAUUCUCACAGGCCACACGGGUUCUGUGCUGUGUCUCCAGUAUGACGAGAGGGUGAUCAUAACUGGAUCAUCGGAUUCUACAGUCAGGGUGUGGGAUGUAAAUACAGGUGAAAUGCUAAACACGUUGAUUCACCAUUGUGAAGCAGUCCUGCACUUGCGUUUCAAUAACGGCUUGAUGGUGACCUGCUCCAAAGACCGUUCCAUUGCUGUAUGGGAUAUGGCCUCCCCAACUGACAUCACCCUCCGGAGGGUGCUUGUCGGACACCGCGCUGCCGUCAAUGUUGUAGACUUCGAUGACAAGUAUAUUGUUUCUGCAUCUGGGGAUAGGACCAUAAAGGUAUGGAACACAAGUACUUGUGAAUUUGUAAGGACUUUAAAUGGACACAAACGUGGCAUUGCCUGUUUGCAGUACAGAGACAGACUGGUCGUGAGUGGCUCAUCUGACAACACUAUCAGAUUAUGGGACAUAGAAUGUGGUGCAUGUUUACGAGUAUUAGAAGGCCAUGAGGAAUUGGUGCGCUGUAUUCGAUUUGAUAACAAGAGGAUAGUCAGUGGGGCAUAUGAUGGAAAAAUUAAAGUGUGGGAUCUUGUAGCUGCUUUGGACCCCCGUGCUCCUACAGGGACUCUCUGUCUACGGACCCUUGUGGAGCAUUCUGGAAGAGUUUUCCGACUCCAGUUUGAUGAAUUCCAGAUUGUCAGUAGUUCACAUGAUGACACAAUCCUCAUCUGGGACUUUCUAAAUGAUCCAGCUACCCAAGCUGACCCUCCUCGCUCCCCUUCUCGAACAUACACCUAUAUCUCCAGAUAAAUAAUCAUACACUGACCUCAUACUUGCCCAGGACUCAUUAAAGUUGCGGUAUUUAACGUAUCUGCCAAUACCAGGAUGAGCAACAACAGUAACAAUCAAAUACUACCCACUUUCCCCAGACUAGCCGAGGAGCGGGGCUUUGAGACUCCUGUUGGGACACAGUUGGUCUGCAGUCGACCCAGGAGGGUCUGCUCAGCACAGCUGACUGCUUCCGUGCUGCUAUCAGAAGAUGUCUUUUAUCUUUCAUGAAUGAUUGGAACUUUGAAACCUCACCUCACUUCCCCUCCUCCUUUCCCCUCUGCACCCGUUUUUCCCUUACUUGGUUCCAGACAAAGAUGACUUAUAAAUAUAUUUAGUGUUUUGCCAGAAUCUCUCUUGCUUUGCCAUUAAGCAGAAGAACCAGUUUCCCGAUAUAGCAUGCUGGGAGAGACCCACUUCUAGGGGGUGCAACUUCCAGCCAGACAACGCCCAGUGUCUCCCCGUGAACUACAGGAAUGCCCAGCGCCUGGCAAGAUAGGUGCAGCCCCCCUGUGCUUAAGCGGAGACAGCUGUCUGUACAGCCUCUGGGGCACGAAAGAGAGACAAGAAUGCGCACACUGGAAGGUCGGGUCUCUUUCCUUACAUCUCUUUCUCUCUUUCUGUCCCUCUUUCCUCUCUCCCUCCACUCCCCUUCAACCUGUUUCUCUGCACCUGAGAAGAAAGAGUAUGAAGAGAGUAUCCUCAGUUAGCAUAAGACAAAUCAGCUAGAAAAUGCGACACUUGGAAGAGUUAAAUGCUGUUCAGUCAGAAUUUCAAACCUAGGCUUUUGCUGCAAGUGACCCUAUGUGACAACAGUAGGUUCUCAGACAUGGUACUCUCAUCAUAUUUGCAACUCUUCUCUCUUCUCCUAAGACGCACCCCCCUUCCCCCAAAAAAGGUGGGGAGCAGAAAUUUCCUGGGCUCCAUCAAUGACCACAUCUUUUCUGGACUCAGCAGUCUCCUUGAUUCCAUGUAGAGUGUGGAAAGGAGUUGCUGAUUGCAUUUCCUCUCAUUAACAAUUAGAUGUGUAAUAAAAAGCAUUGUCCUUCAUCUUAAAUCACUGGCAAGGCUCAGCCUACAGAAAGGUUUGAAAUGGCCAGAGCCAGUGGCUCGGUGCGUUCUGCGUAAUGGUUCACAUCUCUGAUUUCCUUACCAGGGCCUGUGAGCACACAGGCGCCUGCAUCUUUGCCAAGACCGCAGUCAGUGGCUUAAGAGGUGGCCAGGAGUAAAAGUUGAUUUCUUUUUCAUUUAGGUCAGUAAAUAUCAUUUCUCAAAAAUCAAGCUAAUCAUCUCAACCUUGCACUGCAGAACCUUCUGCUUUUCCCAAACCUGGUAUUUACAAAGGGCAAAGCUGCCAGAGAGAACAGAUCAGGGUGAAGUCUGGCACACAGGGUUUAUUAUGGGGCAGAAACUGCCUUCUCUUUCCUUUUCUUCCUCCUCCAGGUCUUAUUGACUCUCCACUCUCCCCAACCAGUAAAGUUUCUCUGGCAGCUGGUGAACAGCAUAAACAAAUGGACCUCAGCAAGGCCCAAGCUGACCCAGCCACUUGAAAGGCUGGGCUGUCAGUGUACGGCACGUGUGCCACCCCAACCUGGGAGCAUUAGGGAAUACUGCCAGCCUGUGCCCCUUGUUUCCUGGGCAGGAGCGGCCCUCCACCGCCAUUUCAAGUGGCAUGGACACACCCAUUAAAGGCCAUAGCACAGCCUCAAGUUUCCUUGGAAGCUAAGCUUCAGGCCCAUUGUGUCCAUUCCUGAUCAAAGCAGGAGGGGAGCCAGUUGCAGGUGACCUCAAGGCCAGGCCACCUUUAGUUUAGCAGAGGAAGGGGGGAGAGAAAGCCAUCUUCACUCUUACCUCUGAUUUGCAAGAAGGUAUCCUCUUCCCAGAAAAAGAGGGUAUGCUCUUCCCUUUUAAAAUUACACAUUAAAAGGCAGGUUGUGCAUAUGCAUUUUUCAUUCCUGCUUUAUGAGUGCUUUUAAGCUUUUAGUUCCAGGUUAACAGUCAGAAAAUACUUCCCGGUGUAAUGAUAUGUCAUUGCCUAGGAAAUAUUUUCUGAGUGUAAUUCCCUUCCCAACUACCCAAACGCUACAGAGAAACUUUUUCUAUCUAGUCACUAUCAGGGUUCCCUGUCUAUUGUGUUGACUAUUAAUGGCUUCUUGGGAUUGGUGAAGGAUUCUGCUAUAGAUGAAGCAGAGGGCCGUCAGCCCUGAAAAACACAGGCCAGGCAUUAAAGAAGCACGGAUUUUAAGCUAUUUCAAAAUAUUGUCCAACAGCCAUAACUUUACUAGCCCUUCUGUUAUAUGCUGCUGUUCAAAAGUGGAAGCUGUUGAAUAUUCAUUGGUGCCCGGGGUUUUGCUCUCCCAUCUAGGUUCAGUUGAAAGUAGAUUGUUUCUGAGAUUGUUCUGAAGCUUGUCCAGUACAUCAUAAAUGAGAUUGAGGUGGGCCCUGCAGUCUGGAGCCAUUAGCUCCGUUGAGGAUAUUCUCCAAGUUGUCCUUUGCUGCUGAUGAAAUGGGAAUGAAGUUAAGUGGUCUGAAAAACUUGAGUCAGUCACAUUCUCAGCUCUGGGGGUCAUUUACCAGUUCAUUGUAGAAGAAAUAAUCAGGUAAGUAGAAGUUCAUUUCCAGAGAAGGUAAACCCCACUUACCAUCUCUGCAUGAUUUCAGUGGGAAUGGAUUAUCACUAAUCCCCAACUGGGCUAGAAUAAAUGUAAAGUUUGACCUUUUUAAAAAGAGAAACAAAGAAAGUCUCAGCACAUUUAAAGGAAUGGUAGAAAAGGAACUGGCGGUGUCUCUGGGCUCUGAAAUGAAAUGUCUCCAUUGUAGAUUAGUCUCUUCUCACUAAAAUUCCAAUGUGGGCCUGAAAGAAACAUUUCUUAAAGGUGGGAGGAAGCCCCUUCCAAGGUGGGGAAGGGGCGUGUGCAAGCAGGCUCUGGGAUGUGUGCAAGCUCUCCGUUCAUACUGGGGAUGCCUGGACAAAACCAGCAUGCCUUGCUGCACGUGUGUGUAUUUCCACCCGAGAACAUCCCUUUACUUUCCUAUGUGCAGUUUGAAAGUAAAUGUGAAUUGUGAAUGGGAGGCCUUUUACAUUUGUCCCUUGGCAAAAUUCUUUCUGGUGAUUCUUUACCAGAAACUUCAGAGACAGGGACUCUCUGGAACUCUAAAUAAUAAAGUCUGGGCUUCAUAACUUGUUUCCAAACUGAAAAAGACCCUGGGACCCUGAAAUCAUUCUGUUUUCUGCCUGAGUAAGAAAAAUCCUUUUUAUUUUGUAAAAUCAAAAGCUGAAGAGAAGAAAGUAGGCACUCUUCUCCGAUGCCGUCUCUUGGUAUCCAUUGGUCUAAACAGCUGGGGUUGAUCUCCUUCUUAGCAUUUGACUAUGUAUGGAAACAAAGGGCUUGGGAUGGAGAGGGAGGGGUAUAUUGGAAAUAAUUAGGGCGAUUUUUUUUUCUUUCCUAGAAUUAGAUUAAAUGCCUUGGUAUUGUUGACCUUCUUGGCAUCCUCCAUUUACCUGAGAUGGUAAUACCUUCCUACGUGAAGUGGGAGCAGUCCAAUCCAGAAUAGUGCCAGCCUGUGGGGCUAGGCUACAAGCUUGAUUCUCGAGGAAUCCAAGGUACUUCCAAGUAGAAAAAGGGAUGCUUAGAUCACCACCACCACCUGUGACCGGCAAGUUCUUUGGUCAUCAGGUUUACCAUAUGACAUUAAAGUCACACAUUUCUGAUCUCCUUCCCCGUUUGGGUGAGUUCAAGCUGAAGAACAUGGAAAGGUGCCCGUGCUUCGCCUUGCCUUCCUCACUACCGUCCUAGAAUAACAACUCUCACGACUAACACGUGCACCCAGGGCCUGCAGGCUGAGUCCCUCUCCCUGGGCUCCAGCCACACAGCUGACCACGGACAGCCCAGAGCCCCUGACUUUCUCCACAGUCUCAACACAAUCGGUGGCAGAAAGACAGCCAUGUCUUAGGGCAACCCAGCUGAGCUUUGCUGCUUGUUACUUUUACCUGUAGUUCAUUUGUGAUUUCAGAAUUCUUAAACUGAGGAAAGAAACCAAAAGGGCAUGAUUAUGGCUACCUGAUUUCAGGUGGAACUUAAUGCAUUGAUAUCCUAAAACCUCUGUGUUGGAAGUUGGGUACCAAUGAUCUGAAAUUUCCUAGAGGCAGAUGGUAUCUAAACUAUGUGCUCUCCAGCUGACUUUUAGCUGCUGAUCGGCCGUGUCUGUGUUUAGGGAUGAGUGUAGUAAAUAGUAUUAUAAAGCAUCACCUCCCCUCUAUCCCUUUCCCUUCUUGGACACUGAAGGAAAGACCAACAAGGAAGGUUAGACCUCUGGGUACCAAGGAAACUGUUACCGUCCCAAAUUAGUGAUCACUGAAGCCCACCCCAGACUUCUGAGGGCUUCUCACUAGACUCCCACUAGGGGCAGGCCUGGCAACAGAUGUUGAGCCCUUUGUUCUCUAGACUUAAGUACUGACUGCUUUGACUUUUGUGAUUAUGUUUUGGUGAUGUGUAGUCAAUGUACCAAUUAUGUUCACAACCUAGGAUCAUGAUAAUAGAGUGUGUUUUGCUUUUUUUUAACUGUUCAGAAAAAAGUAACU
This is a messenger RNA of Rhinolophus ferrumequinum (greater horseshoe bat), 6539 nucleotides long. RefSeq names its product beta-transducin repeat containing E3 ubiquitin protein ligase (gene BTRC). Bases 419 to 1939 code for a protein of 506 amino acids. The record is from RefSeq and is a predicted model, not a curated record. Gene Ontology annotation, molecular function: protein dimerization activity. NCBI's taxonomy places the organism in Eukaryota, Metazoa, Chordata, Mammalia, Chiroptera, Rhinolophidae. The transcript is spliced from 15 exons.